AUGGAGACGUCCAUCGCGGGGCCGCCGUUGGAUGCGCCUGACGCGAUGGGUCGGGCGGGCGACGUCUCAUCGUCUGGGGCAGCAACAGCCCCGACAACAGCUGCAACCUCGACCUCAACAUCGACCUCGACAGUACCCAUCGACACACAGUCACGCAAGGACAAUGAGGCAAAGCACAAGGGCUUUGCCUGCCUCUUCUGCGGCCGCCUCUUCAACCGCAGCGACUCGCUCAAGCGCCACUGGACAACGUGUGCCGUGCGCCGCCGCCAGGCACUGGAGACACCACAAGUCGUUCCGAAGACGCGCGGCCGCAAACCGCAGGCCUGCGACCGCUGCUGCCGCCUCAAACGCGCCUGCACCUUUACUGACCCGUGCGAGACGUGCGUCCGGAGCAAGCGGCCGUGUGUCUACACCCGGGCGGUACCAACAGCGUCUUCGACGUCGUCAACAGCAAUAGCAGCAGCGGCGGCGGCGGCUGCAGUCCGAAAUCCCGCGUUCAUUGAUACGAUUGUUGUAGGCGCCGAUGCCGCCGAUGCCGUUGCCGUCGGACCGAUGAGCACCACGUCCCCAGCAUCGUCCGGGUCGGCCAGCACCGGGAGUGCCAGUGCCAGUACCGGUACCCGUAGCACCACCGCCGCCGCGGCUACCGGCUCGACCAGCACAACCGGUUUCGCCGGCGAUGCCGACAGCGGGACUCAACAGCCAAUCGACGCGUCUUUGCCGCUGUUUGCGUCUAACGAAUUCGACUGGAUCCUCGACGGCGUGGACAUGGACGGUGUCAAUAUCAGCAAUGUCAACAUCAACAACAUCAACAACAUCAACAACGUCAACAAUGUCAACAACAUCCCAGGCCUGAACAACAUCAACAGUCUUAACAACCUCAAUAUGGACAUGGAUAUGGGACUGCGUGCUCCUAGCGGCGAUCUCAUGGGCGACUUCGCCGCCGGCAUGAACCCUGCUGAUGCUGCAGUCCCGCCAUCCAUCCCCAUGAUGUCCAUGCCGGCCACAACAGCCAUGCCAACGGCCUCCGCUGCAACCAUAAUGCCACCGCAGCAGCCUGGGUACACCCAAUACACGUAUCUGCAACCCGGGGCAAACUACCACCACAUGCAACAGCAGCAGCAGCAACAACAGCAGCAACACGAGCAACACGAGCAACAAUCUUUCCAGCAGCCCUCCGCCCUCAUGCUUCGCCUCAUUCGUCGGCCCACCGAGAUCGACUUGUCUGCCCUGUGCGAGUUCUCCUUCCUCGAGCGCAUCACCCGCACCAGCGGCCUCCUCGACUCAUUUCGUUGCGGCAGCCAGGAACAGCGCCGCACCGUUGCUCAGCUCAGCCAAGAAAAGGUCAUUGUGGGCAUGGGCCGCGUGAGCGCGAGCGGUCUAGGCCACCGGUCCGCGUCCGGCCUCGCGUGGUCCAGCUGGUCGCCUCUUGCUCUGGCUGCGGCACCCAACGACGACGAUGACGACGAUCAUAUGCACCUGCUCGCCAAGACGCACGACAUCGUGUCGCAAAUCCGCGAGGUGACCUUGGCUCGUCAGAGUCUGGCAAAAGCCAACAGGACCAAGAACAAUACAAGUGCAGGAAAUGGAGCGCGAUCCCGGGGCAAAGCCAAGGCCGACGACGGCUGGUCGCCCGCCAUGGAAGCUCUCUGCUACGACUUCUUCCGACCCGCCAACAUCCACAAGUGUCUCGCGCUCUUCUGGUCCUUCUGGUACCCAAAUCAACCGGCCAUCCACGGCCCUUCGUUCACGCCCGCUGCGGCACCAGCCAUGCUGCUUGCCGCCAUGGUCCUGGUGGGUGCUUGCCUGGUUCCCGACGACAGCCCCAGUAACAGCAGCAACCACAACCAUCUCAGCCAGCUGCUCGGCAGCCGUGGUCGGCCGGACCAGACGGCCGUCCCUGGCCUCUGGUUUGAUGCCGUCGAAGAAAUGGUGUUCCGUGAAGACCACGACGAUAUCGAAGAGACGUACGACAACGACCAUGAUGACAACGCCAGCCACCAUUUCGGCGCGGGCGACAAUGGUGCCGAACCCAACAGCCACGAAUGCGAAGACAACGACUGCGACCACGAAGACUGCACCAACACGACGACCAACAUGGUGCUCGCCUGGGAAAACUCGACGCACACCGUCCAGCGCAGUGCCCAGCUGGCCCGCCUGCAGGCUGGGUUCUUGGUGUGCCUCUACCAAACCUGGAACGGCACACCCCGCGCCAAACGCCGCGCCCGCCAAGAUCGCUAUUCAAGUGUCAUCGGUCUCGCGCGCGACAUUGGCUGCUCGUCGGCUACACUGCGCCCCGUCCGCACCGAUUCGCGGGAGGCCUUUGACUGGCCCGAGUACAUUUUGCGCGAGUCCCUGAUCCGGACCGUCUCGUACAUCUUCGACCUCGACGCGGCCUACGCACUGUUUUACAGGCAUCCGCCGCGCAUGGUCCUGCCCGAGUUGCAGGUCGACCUGGCCUCGCCCGAGUCCUGCUUCCGUGCCGAGACGGCCGACGCCUGCUUUGCCGAGCUCGCCGCAUGGCGUGCCGCCAACGCUGCCAUUGCAGGCAGCGAAAAGGGCAAUGCACCCAUUACGAUCGCCUCCGCAGUGCAGACUCUGUGCCACGGCGCCAUCUCGAGGGAGAUUGAGCAGGCCUUUGCCACCCUCAGCGUGCUCAACAUGUUUACCAUUGUCUCGGCCCUCUACGCCAUGACGUUCCGCGUGGAAACGUCCCUGCUCUACACGGCCGGCCCCAGCGGCGAGGCCGCCCUCAUUCAGACGGGGCUGCGCAACUGGAUCCGUCUGUGGCCCUCGGCGUACCGCGACCAAGAGCUCUACGAGAUGCACGCCACGGCGGCUACCAUGGCCGCGGCGUCGACGUCCCUGGAUACGGCGAGUGGCUGGCCGCUGGCCGUCGGCUUCAUACGGCACGCGCCCGAGUACUGCCUCGUGGCGUUUGUCAUUCUCGCCCGCAUCCGCGGCGGCGCCAACGACGACGGCGGCGCCAACGGUACUACCUCUGGUAAUGGCAAUGGCAAUGGUCGCCAUACGACGGCCACCGCCGCCACGCUGGCGCCCGAUCCGCCCGUGGUCGCACCCAUCUCCAACACAGUCAGCAACGCCGUCCGCAGCAGCGGUGUCCCGAACGUCAACAGUGCCGGGUCGGACAUGGCGCUGCUCAAUGCGCUGGUGACGGAGUUCCGGUGCCGCAAGGCGAGCUCGUACUGUUCGCGGAUGCUGCGGCAGUUCUGUCCGCCCGACAUGGGUCCAGAACGGAGCGGAAUUGCCAUGUAG
Sporothrix schenckii 1099-18 is the source of this 3276-nucleotide messenger RNA. RefSeq lists its product as uncharacterized. The record is from RefSeq and is a predicted model, not a curated record. Gene Ontology annotation, molecular function: zinc ion binding; DNA-binding transcription factor activity, RNA polymerase II-specific; RNA polymerase II cis-regulatory region sequence-specific DNA binding. The transcript has a single exon. Gene Ontology annotation, biological process: regulation of transcription by RNA polymerase II; DNA-templated transcription. NCBI's taxonomy places the organism in Eukaryota, Fungi, Ascomycota, Sordariomycetes, Ophiostomatales, Ophiostomataceae. The coding region runs from base 1 to 3276 and encodes 1091 amino acids. Gene Ontology annotation, cellular component: chromatin.